AUGGAUUCAGUCUUUGGCUUCAAGGGAAAGGAUUUUGUUUGUCUGGUUGCAGACACGGUCUUUAAGCACAGCAUCCUAGUUCUCAAGGAAUGUGCGGAUCGUACAGUCAAGAUCCAUGAGGGCCAGGGGAUGAUUGUGACCGGCGAAGACGGUGACGUCCUUCAAUUUACAGACUACAUUAAGCAUUCGUUGAAGCUCCGUUCCCUUCGUCAAGGCUACACGCCAACAGUUAAGUCAUCAGCCAACUUUAUUCGCACAGAGCUUGCACGGGCCAUUCGUGAGGGCCCGUACAACGUGUACGUUAUCACAGGGGGCGUGGAUGCAGCUGGCCCUCAACUGUAUUACAUGGACUAUCUGGGCACGAUGGGAGAAGACAACUUCUGUGUCCAGGGGUAUUCUAUGUACUUCCUGUUGAGUGUCAUGUCUGAAUACUGGAAGCCAGACAUGACCAAGCAAGACGCACUAGACCUGAUUAAGCACUGCAUAGACGCUCUUGGACGACGUUUUCUCCUCCAACCAACCAAGUUUACAGCUUCCUUCAUUUAUCAAUCUCUAACUGAAAAGGAGUUUAUAAAUUAUGUUCCUCAGAGCAUCGAUCCUACUAAGCAACAGCUUCCAAAUAUAAUGUAA
This is a messenger RNA of Giardia duodenalis, 630 nucleotides long. RefSeq names its product Proteasome subunit beta type 2. Bases 1 to 630 code for a protein of 209 amino acids. Lineage: Eukaryota; Fornicata; Diplomonadida; Hexamitidae. Gene Ontology annotation, cellular component: proteasome core complex. The transcript has a single exon. The record is from RefSeq and is a predicted model, not a curated record. Gene Ontology annotation, biological process: proteasomal protein catabolic process.